Messenger RNA from Culex quinquefasciatus (southern house mosquito), 994 nucleotides. It is a transcript of the gene Cpr49Ah, whose product is annotated as endocuticle structural glycoprotein SgAbd-2. The transcript is spliced from 3 exons. Lineage: Eukaryota; Metazoa; Arthropoda; Insecta; Diptera; Culicidae. The coding region runs from base 140 to 730 and encodes 196 amino acids. Gene Ontology annotation, molecular function: structural constituent of chitin-based larval cuticle. The record is from RefSeq and is a predicted model, not a curated record. Gene Ontology annotation, cellular component: chitin-based extracellular matrix.
UGGCCGCAGUCUAGAUUUUACUUUCUUUCCUAGAGCAUACACAAGAUCAACACUCGAAGGGUUACCAGCUGGAACACACAAACAAAUUUGGCUUGAACCCUGUGACCCUGUGAGCCCAGUUUCCAGAGAGUGCGUGAAAAUGAAGCUUCUGAUCUUUUCACUACUGCUGGCAUACUCCUAUGCUUUUCCACAACAUCAGCAUCAGCAGCAUCAGCAGCAUCAGCAACAUCAGCAGCAGCAGCAGCAGCAAAACAUUGACUACGACCAGCAUCAGCACCAACACCAACAAAAUGUGGAAAAGCGAAUCCACCACGAGACCACCACUUGGAUCCCAAUUCUGAAGUACAACAAGGAGCAGGGUGAAGAUGGCAGCUACAAAACCGAAUACCAAACCGGCAACAACAUCGUCCACGAAGAGUCCGGCUACCUGAAGGACUUCUCCGACGCCCACCCCAAUGGAGUGCUGGUCCAGCAGGGUGCCUACUCGUACGAGGCUCCCGACGGGCAGGUCAUUCACGUGCAGUACACCGCCGACGAGAAGGGUUUCCGAGUGACCGGUGACCAUCUGCCGACCGAACCGCCAAUCCCGGAGGGCAUCCGCAAGGGUCUGGAGGAGAUCUACGCCGGAAUCAGACGUCGCGAGCAGGAGGGCAAGAAUGAUCCCAAAUACGCGGAGACGGCCGCCCAGAGGGCUGAGCUGGACUACAACGGACAGUACUAUCACCAGUAGAGAAAUUUUGUUAUCGACUAGUUGUUAAAUCUUACGCGUUAGUUUCUGCCCCACUUGAACGCAUUUCGUGUGUGUUUAUUUAUAUUAGCGUUAAUCUGUCUGAACAUUUUAAUUUAUACUGCUUCGUACAGCCACCACCCAUUUCUGUUCACCUGCGUUGAGGGGUAUCUCGCAGGACAUGUGGACAAUUCAUGUAAAAAGAAGACUGUGAUUUCGCUCCAUCUGGCUAGCAUCGGAAUUAAUAAAAUGUUGUCAUCGCCAUCA